Messenger RNA from Drosophila innubila, 1271 nucleotides. Its product is annotated as probable low-specificity L-threonine aldolase 2. Gene Ontology annotation, cellular component: cytosol. Gene Ontology annotation, biological process: glycine biosynthetic process; L-threonine catabolic process. Bases 88 to 1227 code for a protein of 379 amino acids. The transcript has 6 exons. Gene Ontology annotation, molecular function: L-allo-threonine aldolase activity. The record is from RefSeq and is a predicted model, not a curated record. NCBI's taxonomy places the organism in Eukaryota, Metazoa, Arthropoda, Insecta, Diptera, Drosophilidae.
UUAUUUUCUGACGCUGCUCAGAGCAAGUUGUAUUUUGUACACUCUCUCUUCCUCUUCUUUAAUUAGUAUCUUCUUCUUGAGUGCAGAAUGUCUACAACCGUUGUUGACCUACGCUCGGACACUGUGAGUCAGCCCACAGCAGAGAUGAGGACUCGCAUGGCCCAGGCUGUGGUGGGUGACGAUGUCUACGGCGAGGAUCCGACCAUCAAGGAACUGGAGACGCGGACGGCGGCCAUUUUCGGCAAGGAGGCGGGGCUAUUUGUGCCCAGCGGCACCAUGGGAAAUCUACUGGCGGUUAUGGUUCAUUGCCAUCGACGCGGUGCGGAGGCCAUUGUGGGGGAUUUAUCGCACAUCUUUCUGUACGAACAAGGUGGCGCCUCCCACUUGGCUGGCGUCCAAUUAGCCACGAUUAGAAAUCAGCCGGACGGCACUUUUAGUCUAAAGGAGCUGCGCCACAAGAUACGGAACUACAGGGACUGCCACGAGCCGGUCACCGCCAUGGUUGCCGUGGAGAACACCCACAACAUCUGCGGCGGCAAGGUGAUUCCCCUCGCCUUCCUGGACGAGCUGGCGACUCUGGUGCGCGAACCAGGGGUGGGCAUCUCCCGCAUCGCCCUGCACAUGGAUGGCGCCAGGAUCUUCAAUGCGGCCGCUGCUCUGGGCGUCAGUGUCGAGCGCAUCACUCGGGACUUCGACUCCGUGUCCGUCUGUCUCAGUAAGGGCUUGUCAGCGCCCGUGGGUUCGGUUCUGGUCGGUUCAAAGGUCUUUAUUGCUGAAGCUCAUCGUCUGCGCAAGGCACUCGGAGGGGGCAUGAGGCAAGCGGGAAUUCUGGCUGCCGCUGGUCUGGUGGCCCUGGAGCAGGUGGUGCCGCUGCUGGGGAAGGACCAUGAGCACACUAAGCGCAUUGCAGAAGCCGUUGAUAAGCUACGCAGUCCGAAUAUUGUCGUGGACCUGUCCACAGUGCAUAGCAACAUUCUGUUGCUGGAGAUCAAGCAAGCCAAACUGACUGCCGAUAAGUUUGCCGAGCGUCUGGCCAUCGUCGAGCCGGAGGAGAUCGCAGCGGGGGUAACCGACGCGAAGGGAGCGGGAAUUGUGCUCAAAGCCAGCGCCAGGGAUUGGGAAUUCAUGCGUCUGGUUCUCUAUCACCAGGUGACUGACGAACUCGUGGAACUGGCCAUCAAGAAGCUUACCUAUGUCAUCAAGCAGUACGAUGCUCGCUGGUCCUAAGAAACCUCCAACAAACCUGAGAAUUAAAUAUAAUAACAAAUCGA